UUUUUUGUGGAAACCCUAGUGUAAAUUGUCAGCCUUGAAAUUUUAAAUUCAGAUAUUCACAGAACCUUUUCUUGUUUUUAAAGAUGUCUCAACCUGUUGUUUCGAAGGCUCGGGUUAUAAAGAUCCUCAAUCGGAUUGGAGCCCGUGGCAUUUUAACUGAAGUUCGGGUGCAGUUGGUCGAUCAACCCAAGAUGCAAUUUAUGCGCACUGUCAAGGGACCCGUGCAUUUAGGAGAUAUAAUCGACUUCGAGGACACCGAAAUAUCUUGGCAGGCCUCUAGCAAGAGCAACAGCAACUUUGGUGAUAUUUGUUAGACUGAAGAAACCUGGGCAUAUUUCAAAUAAUUUGAAAAUAGUUAAAUAAUACUUUCCGUUCAAAAUAAUUAAAAACAAUUGAACUAUGUA
Molecule: messenger RNA, 404 nt
Organism: Drosophila ficusphila
Lineage: Eukaryota; Metazoa; Arthropoda; Insecta; Diptera; Drosophilidae
Gene: RpS28-like
Product: 40S ribosomal protein S28
Exons: 1
Coding region: 84-314 (76 amino acids)
Biological process (GO): ribosomal small subunit assembly; translation; maturation of SSU-rRNA
Cellular component (GO): cytosolic small ribosomal subunit; ribosome
Molecular function (GO): structural constituent of ribosome
Source: RefSeq, a predicted model, not a curated record